This is a messenger RNA of Brassica napus (rape), 1505 nucleotides long. RefSeq names its product polyadenylate-binding protein-interacting protein 11. Lineage: Eukaryota; Viridiplantae; Streptophyta; Magnoliopsida; Brassicales; Brassicaceae. The record is from RefSeq and is a predicted model, not a curated record. Gene Ontology annotation, molecular function: RNA binding.
AUCAAACACAUUUAUUAACUCCGGUAAUAAAUCUAUCUUUCUCUCUCUCUUUCUCCCCCUCGUUGGAGAGAGCACCUUAUGCUGAUUCCUCUCCUUGUCUUGCUCAAAUCGUGAACCCAUCCAUCCUCCAAAAUUCCAGAUUUAGAUUUCUGGGUAUACGUCGAUCAUGGCGGUUGUUGAGAGUGGAGAUUCAGGAGCCGUGGUCCAGCCGACGUCUUCGCCCACAAGUCAAGAUUCCGAUGAUCAGAAGUCAAGGAUCGAGCUUGGGGAUGAGGAGGGCCUGUACAGCAAGAUCGGAUCCCAUCCCGAGGGGUCAGAUGGUGGGGAGAGCUACAAGCGUGAGAUGAGGGAGCUCCAGGAGCUUUUCUCGAAGCUCAAUCCCAUGGCUGCUGAGUUUGUUCCUCCCUCCCUCUCCAAACAAGCCAACGCUGGCUCCUUUUUCCCUGGCGCCGGAAAUGUCCCCCUUGAAGUCAACGCCUACGGUAACGACAACGGCGGUUUCCGACUGAAGAAGAGCUUUGGUCAAGGGAAACGGAGGAUGAAUGCUCGCACAAGCAUGGCUCAGCGAGAUGAUGUCAUCCGAAGAACCGUCUACGUCUCUGAUCUCGAUCAACAGGUCACUGAAGAGCAGCUUGCUGGUUUGUUUGUUAGCUGUGGACAGGUUGUUGAUUGCCGCAUAUGUGGUGACCCAAACUCAGUUCUUCGUUUUGCUUUCAUUGAAUUCACUGAUGAAGAGGGAGCGAUGACUGCUCUGAAUCUCUCUGGGACUAUGUUGGGAUUCUAUCCUGUGAAAGUCCUGCCCUCUAAAACAGCUAUUGCACCCGUUAACCCGACUUUCUUGCCCAGGACUGAAGAUGAGCGAGAGAUGUGUGCUAGAACUAUCUAUUGCACUAACAUUGACAAGAAGGUUACUCAAUCAGACGUGAAGAUCUUCUUCGAAUCCUUCUGUGGAGAGGUUCUCCGUCUGAGGCUCCUUGGCGAUUAUCAACACUCGACUCGUAUUGCUUUUGUAGAGUUCGUGAUGGUAAGCACAUUAUUUAUGCUUCCUACUCUCUCUGUAGACUUUCUUGAUGAGCGCUUAGUGCACAAAAUGAGUAUUACCUUUGUUUCUUUACAACAGGCAGAAAGCGCGAUAGCAGCUCUCAACUGCAGUGGAGUUGUUCUAGGCUCUUUACCGAUAAGGGUGAGUCCUUCAAAGACACCUGUUCGUCCCAGAUCACCCAGGCAUCCAAUGCAUUGAUCUUAGCGUUACACGUUUUCUCCACAUAUGUCUCUCUCUCUCUCUAUAUAUAUAUAUAUAUAUGUGUGUGUCUCGCUCUCUCUUGCGAAACAGUAUACAGACGUGUAAAGAUGUUUGUUUGCAUCUCUUUGUUUUGGGAAUGUAACUCUGGGAUCUGGUGAUGCUUCUUCCUUUUACCUUUUGUCUUGCCUUGAGAGUUUUCGAUGUCACUCUUUUAAUGUCAAAGAGCUUUGAACCAUAUCAAAGAGAACUCUUACUUUUCUUA